UUCACGUUGAGGUAGGUUGGAAUCAUUAUUGCUGAUAAAGAGAAUAGUGAGUUAAGAAAGAUCAAAACUAGAUGACUUCAAAACAAGGCAUCCUAAGCUCAAUAUUUGCAAGACUUUUUCUGGAGAGACUGUGAGGAACUAAAUAAUGUCCAUGUUUGGAUUAAAUCAAGAAAUGCUCCUCUCUUUGCCUCUUCCAUUGUUUCUUAUCUUCACUUUGUUUCUUCUCUUCAAGUGGCUGAAUCGUUCUCAAAACCACCUCCCACCUUCACCGCCAAAACUUCCAAUCAUUGGAAAUUUUCAUCAACUAGGUUCUCUCCCUCACCGCUCCCUGAAAUCAUUAGCCGAAAAGCAUGGUCCAAUUAUGCUACUACACUUUGGAAUCAAACCAACACUUGUUGUCUCGUCUCCAGAAGCGGCCGAAACAGUCCUCAAAACACAUGAUCUCAAUGUUUCAAACAGGCCUAGGCUAAGCUUCGCAAGACGACUUUCAUACGACUGUAAAAGUGUAGGUUUCGCGCCUUAAGGCGAAUAUUGGAGGCAAAUAAGAAGCAUAUGCGUUCUUCAACUUCUCAACAACAAGAGGGUUCAAUCAUUCAGAAAGAUACGAGAAGAAGAAGUCGCGUUGAUGCUGGAUAGAAUAAGAGAAUAUUGCUUGUCCGGCUCGCCUUUUGAUGUUGGCGAGAUAUUCGCCAAUCUCAAUAACGAUAUCAUCUCUAGGGUUGCAAUGGGAAAGAAGUACUCAGGAGAGGAAAGUGGGAGAAAUUUCAAGAAGAUAUUUCAUGAAUUUCUAGAGUUAAUGGCAGCUUUUAAUGUCGGUGAUUACAUCCCAUGGCUUGGGUGGAUUAAUCACAUCAAUGGGUUGGAAGCAAAAGUGAAUAGGGUUGCGAGUGAGUUGGAUUCAUAUGUGGAUAAUAUUGCUGAAGAAGGUAUAAAUAGGCGGAGGAAAUUUGUGAGAUUAAGUGAUGGCGAAAAAGAAGACAAGACACGGGAGCAGGAUUUCUUGGAUGUUUUGCUGGAAAUUCAGGAGCAAAGGGCAUCAGGAUUUGCUCUUCAUCGUGAUUCACUUAAAGCAAUCCUUUUGGAUAUGUUUAUUGGCGGAACCGAUACUGUUACCUCACUAUUAGAGUGGGUCAUUUCUGAGCUGAUGAAAAACAAAAAUGUUAUGACCAAAUUGACAAAUGAGGUGCGAAGAUUUGCCAACGGCAAGCAAAAUUGCAUUACAGAAGACGAUAUCGAAAAACUACCAUAUUUAACCGCAGUUAUUAAAGAGACUUUACGUAUGCAUCCUCCGGCUCCAAUGCUAGUUCCUCGAGAAUCAAGAAAUACCAUCAAAAUCAUGGGGUAUGAGAUAUUUGCUGGCACUCAAGUAAUUAUCAACGCUUUCGCGAUCGGAAGAGACCCUUCGGUAUGGGAUAAUGCUAAUGAGUUUCAGCCUGAAAGGUUUUUGAACAAUUCCAUUGACAGUAAAGGUCAACAUUUUCAGUUAAUCCCGUUUGGAUCUGGAAGGAGAAGUUGUCCUGGUUAUGGAUUCGCUUGGACGACUGUCAAAGUUACAUUAGCAAAUUAUCAACGCUUAACUUCGAUUUUGCAUUGGCGGGUGGAGCAAGAACGGAGGAUUUAGAUAUGAAUGAAAUCUUCAACAUUGUAACCAGGAGAAAAAUACCUCUUAUCCUUAUAGCGAGCCUAUCGUCUUAGUGUGUUGAAUGGAAUUUGUUGCCAAUCACGUUAAAAUGCAUGCUUGGGAUUUAAUAAAAAGUGGACUCAUUGUGGAUUGAAAUAGCUUAGUUUUAAUUGUUGGCUUAUGCAAUUAUAGAACAUAAUAUUAAGCUAAGAAUUCUUCUCGUGGGAGUUUUCUGGCAUGUAUAUGUUCGGCCAGUUUUUGACAAAUCGGGCCGACGAGAGAUAUGAUUCAUGCCCAGGUGUUUUGGCGAAUUUAUAUGAUAUCUAAAAUAGCCUACAAGUGGUC
This is a messenger RNA of Oldenlandia corymbosa var. corymbosa, 1966 nucleotides long. The record is from the annotation of a GenBank genome assembly. Lineage: Eukaryota; Viridiplantae; Streptophyta; Magnoliopsida; Gentianales; Rubiaceae.